AUGAAUACAAGGGAGAACACAAGGAGGAUGGAAGAGGAGAAUGUGAAUGAGAGAGUUCCUCCGCAAGGUCCUCAAGGUGACCGAGUUCCUCAAGGCAAUCAAGUUCCGGUGGAUCCCUCAGCCAUUUCCAAUGAGGAAAUUAGGGAUGAGAUGAGUCGAUUUGUUACGGGUGUAUCCGACCUAGUUGAGGAAGAGUAUCGUACAGCAAUGCUCCAUGAUGAUAUGAACAUUUCUAGGCUCAUAGUAUAUGCUCAAUCUAUUGAGGAGUCCAAACUUAAGAGGAAUAAUAGGGAGUUGAAGAGGUCUAGGUCUAAUGAGCAAGGUCAACCAAGGCACUAUGGGAAAUUCCUAGUCGAUACUAAUGGGUGCUAUGGUUGUGGGAAGAAUGAUCACCAAGUGAAAGAUUGUCCUACUCUUGCGGCCAAAGAAAGAGAGGCCAAGCAAGCUUCUCCUAGUAUUCUGGAUCCCAAUGCUCUAAGGAAAAACCGUUUCUAUGUACUUCAAGCUAACAAGGACAAAGGAGCUCAUCCGGAUGAAGGCACCGGUAUGUGGUAG
Messenger RNA from Solanum verrucosum, 555 nucleotides. RefSeq lists its product as uncharacterized. The record is from RefSeq and is a predicted model, not a curated record. The transcript has 3 exons. Bases 1 to 555 code for a protein of 184 amino acids. Gene Ontology annotation, molecular function: nucleic acid binding; zinc ion binding. Lineage: Eukaryota; Viridiplantae; Streptophyta; Magnoliopsida; Solanales; Solanaceae.